AUGUGCGUCGGUCGGAGGAGAGCAGUCGUAUUCGCAGGUGCCCUCACACUGCGAGUCCUGCUCAUCCUUCUUUUUCCUUCUCUUCCGGAUUUGCUUACGGGGAGAGUCGAGGUGUCGACUCCGGUCAAUAGCUUCAAGAGACUGCAGGAAGGCCUGUUCCUCUAUACUCACAAUGUGUCCCCUUAUGACGGAGGAGUCUUCCAUCAGGCACCUCUUCUCCUUCCUAUAUUUUCCCUGCUACCGAAUGCCAGAGAACACCCUCUCCCUACCGCUCUAUUCUUCGCGAUAAUUGACCUUGUGAAUGCGAACGCGCUCGUCACGAUAUCGGACUCGAACCAGGCGGUAUCGGGGAGAUUGUACAGUGCGCUCCGCAAGCAGAUUCGGUGGGAUGGAAUUGAAAUCGCUGCAUGGUUCCUGUUCAACCCAUUUACGAUCGCAACUUGCCUCGGCCGAUCCACGAGUGUGUUGACUACAACCGGCAUUCUAUACGGUGUGUCCAACGCCGUUAGUGGAAACAGCAUCAAUGCCAUGCUAUCGCUCGGAUUCGCCUCGUAUUUGUCAAUCUACCCAGCCCUCUUAUUUAUCCCGCUCGUCCUUUUAUCCUACGACAGACGUGCUCAGGGCGUCAAACCCCCCUCCGGAAUGGCUACUUUCGCAGUUCAACAUCUGGUGGUCUUCGUGCUAAGCAUAGCGGGCUUGCUCGGGGUCUCGUGCUUGCUUGUUGGCAACUUGUACGAGUUCGUCUCGGCAACAUACGGAUUUCAGUUGCUGGUGCCUGACCUCACUCCUAAUGUCGGUUUAUGGUGGUAUUUCUUCAUCGAGAUAUUCGACUCGUUCCGGGAGUUCUUUCUCGGCGUCUUCUGGCUUCAUCUUGCGGCAUACGUUGGAGCUCUUAGUAUACGGAUACGGCACCAACCACUCUUUGUCAUUUCAUCCCUUCUGGGAGUUUUCGCCAUCUUCAAGCCUUACCCGAGUAUCUCUGAUGCGUCCCUUUAUUUUGCGCUGCUGCCACUUUAUCGGCAUCUCUUCCCUUUAAUGCGCUACACCUUCUUCGCUAUCUCCGCUUUACUCUACGCUACUCUCCUUGGUCCCGCGUUCUAUCACCUUUGGAUCUACGCCGGCUCUGGCAAUGCCAACUUCUUCUACGCGAUCACCCUGGUAUGGAGUCUGGGACUUUCGAUCCUACUUGCGGAUACAAUUUUCGCUGCUCUCCGAGAACAGUGGGAGCAGGAGAACCCUGAGGCGCGAGGCAAAGACGUGAGACAGGUGUAA
Molecule: messenger RNA, 1272 nt
Organism: Aspergillus steynii IBT 23096
Lineage: Eukaryota; Fungi; Ascomycota; Eurotiomycetes; Eurotiales; Aspergillaceae
Product: GPI-anchor transamidase subunit GAB1
Exons: 5
Coding region: 1-1272 (423 amino acids)
Biological process (GO): attachment of GPI anchor to protein; protein localization to cell surface
Cellular component (GO): GPI-anchor transamidase complex; membrane
Source: RefSeq, a predicted model, not a curated record